UGUCAAAAUGGCGUAUUUUGUAAUUACUGGUAAAAACGACUGCCCAAAUACCACCCACGCUCUCCACGUUGCUGAUUAUUUGAACAGAAAACUCCCCCAUUUCGUGUACCAUUCGGUGGUAAAAGCAGAAGAUGAAUGGAUGAUCUACUUGGACCAAUUAAACAGUGAAAAUAACUGGCAUCAAACAAAAAGUCCCGUUAUUUGGAAAGAAAUCAGCAGAAUGGGAGGUAAAAAAUAUCUCCUUGGAGGACUUGGAGAAUUUUGGGAAUACUUAUACGACUAUUACGGGUUCCAAUCACGAAUGAGUAAAGAGGAUUUAAAGAAAAUCAUGGCGGAUAAUUUACUUAUUGCAUCCUCAAAACAAGAAAAUCAAGUACAUACUAUUAGCAUUAUUGGUUGUAGCAAUACUUUAGUUUUGCAACCUCACAUCUACGAAUUGCAACACUGUUUCGACUCAGGACAAGAAACUUUGCUUGAAAUAAAACUAUACGAUCAGCGAUUGGACGACCCAGAUGAAGAAGAUGUGAUGUUGGAUGUGAUUGACGAAAUCAAAGAUACACUUAAAUGUAUUCCCCAAAACUUGCAUAUUGUUCUGAGCCAAGAAGAAGCCAUCAGCAAUUGCGAUUUGCUCAUCAUUAUAGAAGACUAUAGCAGACAAUCCGGCGAAGAUAUAGACUUGUGGUUGGAACGCUGCCGGAAAAGCAUGGUCCUCCUCGCCGACGAUGUGAAUCAAAACGCCAAACGCAGUUUGCGAAUUGUCCUAAAUCACCACGGUCCUGUUUGUUUCAACGCCUCAGUUCUUAUGGAGUAUUGCACUACGAUAAGAGUUACAAACAUCGUAGCCGUCACUACCGAUGAAGCCAUUUCUGUUAUUAGUCAAAUGGCAGAGAAAGUGAACGAAUAUGUGGAGAAUUUUUGGUGUCCUCCAGUGUGGGGUUUUUGUGGAAUCAUGUCCUAUAUACCAAUACACGCAACUUGUAUCAAAACCAGUGUAUAUAGACCCUUUAAAAGGGCUCUCAAAACUAAAGAAACUUCCAAACUGCCUAAAGGCGUAAUACAGCCCGAAAUCCGAUUUUUAGAAAAUUUGAUCAAAACGGACGAUGAUGAUCUUUAUGAAGAACUCGAAAGUCGAAAAGAAAAAGAAAAGCAGUUGCUUGGAAGAGAGCCUGUUUUACCGAAAGCUAGAGCUCUGGGGAGUUUGCUAAAACGGUGGUAUGCCAAAAAUAUAAAUGACGAUAUAAUUUCGUUGGGGAUCUAUUCCAAGGGAACCUUUGGAUUUCCUAAGGGUGUUUGCGUCUCUCAACCGGUUUUACUUAAUGAAAACAGGAUAUGGGAAUCUAUACCUAACCUACCACUACGCGAAACAACCAAAGUAAAGAUCCAAGCAAUUUCACUCCAUGUUGAAAACACUCUUAAGAAAUAUGGACUUGGUGAGAGAUUUGCACACAAUGUUGAUUAAACUCUGAUACACAUUUCCCCUGAAGUAAUAAAUAAAACAGCACAAAAACUAAAAAA
Tribolium madens (black flour beetle) is the source of this 1515-nucleotide messenger RNA. RefSeq names its product putative malate dehydrogenase 1B. Gene Ontology annotation, molecular function: L-malate dehydrogenase (NAD+) activity. Gene Ontology annotation, biological process: oxaloacetate metabolic process; tricarboxylic acid cycle; malate metabolic process. Bases 8 to 1459 code for a protein of 483 amino acids. The record is from RefSeq and is a predicted model, not a curated record. The transcript is spliced from 5 exons. NCBI's taxonomy places the organism in Eukaryota, Metazoa, Arthropoda, Insecta, Coleoptera, Tenebrionidae.